This is a messenger RNA of Amoebophrya sp. A120, 2028 nucleotides long. NCBI's taxonomy places the organism in Eukaryota, Dinophyceae, Syndiniales, Amoebophryaceae. The record is from the annotation of a GenBank genome assembly.
AGAAGUACAAACGCUACAAGUUGAUGCCGUGAAAAUGGGUUGUGCAGCAAGAACGUGACGAAGUAGUAUCAAGAUGUUGUAACAGAUCGUCGUGUCUAUUCGUCAUCCAAUCCGUUAUUCGUCGUUGUGCUCUCGUCGUUGGGCCUCGGCGGCGCAAAAUGAAGAAGGCCACAUCCUUGUCCACCACCCUUCUUGGAGGUUUUCUACUACAACUUCUGCACAGCCACUACACAAAGAACAUAACAAGCUCCUUAUUCAUCACAGUGGACGCACUGAAAGUGCUGACGAGCAGUAAAAUAAAGACCGAGGGAAAGAAGAAGCGGGCUAUCCUGAGUAAAAACGUACCCACACCAGAGUCAAGAUGGGGAUUUUGCAACACAAACCUAGGAGUUUUGGGAGUCACGCAUGACAAGUUUCAGUCCGUAAGGUAGUGCAAGUUAGCAAGGAAAGCCGCGUCACAAAUCGACCUGCUGAUCCUGUUCACAGCAUCACAAAUUCCAAAACACGAUUGGAAAUGGCUCUCAUGGGGAUGCGCAUCACAAAUGUCUUUGUCAUUGCAAAUCUGCAUUACAACUCUGGGGUGGGUACGUUUUUACUCAGGAUACGGGCAGAUACCUGCACAUGCGUGAACUCGAACACCGCCACCACCACCAUUCAACCGUAUCGCAAGAAAAAGCUGUUUCACUGUGAACUUGUAAUGCAUAGAACGGAACGCAAAUGUGUUUCUCUUGCUACACAUGCAAGACAUUGGAUUUUUAGCUGUGUUUUCCCUUAGAGGCACGCAUGCCAAGUUAUAUUUGUCAUGCGUAACAAACUUGUGAUGCAGAUCUUGCAAAAUCGUCACAGUGAAACAGUUUUUUCGUGGGAUAAGCCGUAUCGCAAGAAAAAACUGUUUCACUGUAUUAAAAACUUGUGACGCUGCAGGAGAGAAUGGUGCAACACACAAGUGUAAAAGUUUGUUCUUGCGCAAAUGGAAAUGCAAGAGGUGGCGUGAUUUUUACCCAUGCCAUUUUCGCUGAGAAAGCUGCAUAAUUUCUGGCAUAUUUUCUUUGUCAUGCUGAACAAACUCUUGAUGCAAAUAACCUUGACAACCAAAAUCGUUUCUGUGAAACACUUUUUGCGUGGGAUAGACCGUGGGUGACCAACAAUGAAGCGUUGGCAAGUCCUAGUAUCCAAGGAAAAAACAUUGUUAGUGUGACUUUGGGAUCAUCAUGCUCGUCAAUCAUGAUGCAAGAGGGUAGUUCUUGCGUCUGUCAUGCUUUUGAUGCAUUGUAGGGCCGCCCAUUGAAGCGCCGUUUCUUCGCGUACUAUCUGCGCAUGACAGACAGAUUUGUAAUGCUGUUCCCUGAUUACAGAAAGUUAGAAGUACACCUACAACCUUUUUCGCGUCGAUAGCCCCACUAUGCAUUGCAAAAAUGUCGGGGUCUGGAAAAGUGGAACUUGUGUGGUAUGUCUUGCAUUCCUUUGAACAUCAAAUCUGUAUUACACAGCCAGCAAGAUGAAAGGGACUCCUUACUUUUUCGUGUGUGCAGUUUGUCAUACGUGCUACGCAUCAGACAGCAUCAAGUAAGUACUUGUCAUGCGUGGUUGCACUUGAGAGCGCCAGUCAGUCUUAUCCAAACUUUAGCAUUACAACUUUCCAGACCCAUACAUAUUUGCAUUUGAUACGCGGGGACUAUCCCGGACCCGAUCUGCGCCGCAAUGUGGAUAUCAACUGCAAAUAUCCACCCUGGAUGUCUGGAAGAAUGCGAGAUCUGUCAUGUAGUUUUUGCCUGACACAGAUGAGAUCCGAUCUGUACAUGCAAGCUUUAUUAGUAGCAUCACAGAUAUUCAUAUUGUUGAGCAGGUAUCCCAAAAAUGCCUAAUCCGCAUUGCAAAUCCCCUCGUCUCGCGGAAACAAAAAACGGGGCCGUUUGCUAGCCACGCAUGACAGAUUUUGUCAUGAUGUAGAAUUCCGCAUCACAAAGUCACAUUCUUUCAGACAUCCAGGGAUAUUUGCAUUUGAUAGUGGAGUGGCGGUUGUGGUGA